AUGGGCGACCACUCAGGCGGAGCUGAAAAUUCAACCUCGUCCAGCCUUGGGCUGUUGGACGCGGAGCACGUCGAUGUGGUCCGUCAUGCCUUGCAAAAGAUGUUGGCUGCCGAGAUUGUGGAAACCACAUUUUCCGAAAUAAUAGAUGGGCUUCCGACAAGGGCUUCCUGGCUGGAAUUCGACCUCUGGAACGAGAAGCACCCUGUGAAUUUGCUAAAACACGAAGCAUUGUGUGACGGCGCGCGCGAGAAGGCCAGAAGGUUCCGCGAUGAAUUCGAUAUUUACAUAUUGACUUUCCCACCAUCGAUCUUACAGGACUUUCAAAAGGCAGGGCCGGAGACUAAAGAAUACUUUUUAAGUCUCAUUGAACUACUUGCUCAGUCAUGCCACCAAAUUGCCGCCCGACUGUUCCAGCUUGAUGACGGGUUCCACAAACACAGUAUCUACGAGGCAUGGCGUGAUGCACCAAUAGACCCCCAAUCCAAUCCAUGGCGCGUAGCCCCAUUGCCUUCCGCGUUUUGUCAUGGAUCUUAUGUCUUCCAUGAGCAAUACCCUCAUGGUAUCGCCGAUGUGGUGGGAUAUUGGGCAGAGGCUAGAAUAUUUGGGGGUGUUGUGGUGUUCGAUCGCGGACCUUCUGGUGCCGAGCGAAGAGAAGUGUAUCUACACGCGGGCCACCAGCAGUCCCCGUUAACACUAUUUCCUCCCACGUCAGAUCAGUUUAAAUCCUUGGUGCAGUUUCUUCUUCAGCCCGGCUCUGGCCCGUGUCCCUUACCCAUCGAAGCGUCCCGUCUCAAUGGGUAUCGUUACCACCCGGACGACGCUAUCUCUCGUUUCAACAUCUUUCGUGAUCGAUACGAGAGGAAGGAGCCACCGAUCCGAAGUACGCACCACAGCUGGAAUAAUUCGAGGAAUUGGCCUGAGAUAGAGUAUCUCUUUGAGUUCAUUGCGCUCCAAGAAAAACGUGCUCAGGGAAUAGAGAUAGAUGAGGCAGAACUGAAUGCAGCCGAAGAGGGCAUGCGGCGUAUCACGCCGUCGUCGCCUGACUGGCAAGGUGCUGGCGUGAUGGAUCCUGAGGCGGACCCCAGAGACAGCUCAGAGUAUUUUUAG
Diaporthe citri is the source of this 1107-nucleotide messenger RNA. RefSeq lists its product as uncharacterized. The transcript has 3 exons. Bases 1 to 1107 code for a protein of 368 amino acids. Lineage: Eukaryota; Fungi; Ascomycota; Sordariomycetes; Diaporthales; Diaporthaceae. The record is from RefSeq and is a predicted model, not a curated record.